This is a messenger RNA of Pygocentrus nattereri (red-bellied piranha), 3812 nucleotides long. It is a transcript of the gene pggt1b, whose product is annotated as protein geranylgeranyltransferase type I, beta subunit. Gene Ontology annotation, molecular function: CAAX-protein geranylgeranyltransferase activity. Gene Ontology annotation, cellular component: CAAX-protein geranylgeranyltransferase complex. Gene Ontology annotation, biological process: protein geranylgeranylation. The record is from RefSeq and is a predicted model, not a curated record. The coding region runs from base 29 to 1117 and encodes 362 amino acids. The transcript is spliced from 9 exons. Lineage: Eukaryota; Metazoa; Chordata; Actinopteri; Characiformes; Serrasalmidae.
ACAGCGGCUACUACCCGCAUAAGGAAAGAUGGCGGAAGAAGAGAAUUCAGCGGAUGAUUUUGAUCAGAUUUACUUUUUAAAAGACAGACACGUACGUUUUUUCCAAAGAUGCCUCCAGGUGUUACCAGAGCGGUAUUCGUCGUAUGAAACUAGCAGGUUGACGAUUGUAUUCUUUGCCCUGUCUGGACUUGAUGUUCUCGAUGCCUUGGAUGUUGUGGACAAGCCCAGCUUGAUUGAGUGGAUAUACUCACUGCAAGUUAUUCCCACCGAGGACCAGUCCAAUCUUGGCCGCUGUGGUUUCCGAGGAUCAUCACACAUUGGAGUUCCAUACAAUACCUCAAAGGGCCCUGGAUCUCCUCAUCCUUAUGACAGUGGCCAUGUGGCUAUGACCUACACUGGCUUAGCCUGUCUCAUUGUUCUGGGAGAUGACCUCAGUCGAGUCAAUAAAGGGGCUUGCCUGGCAGGCCUAAAGGCCCUGCAACUAGAAGAUGGCAGUUUCUAUGCAGUGCCCGAGGGAAGUGAAAAUGACAUGAGGUUUGUGUACUGCGCUGCUUGUAUCUGCUACAUGCUGGAUGACUGGUCAGGGAUAGACUGCAAGAAGGCCAUCGAUUACAUCAGGAGAAGUAUGUCUUAUGAUAAUGGGAUUGGCCAGGGAGCUGGCUUGGAGUCUCAUGGUGGUUCCACGUUUUGUGCCAUAGCCACGCUGUGUCUGAUGGGCAAAUUAGAGGAGAUGUUCAGUGAGAGAGAGUUGAACAGAAUACGCAGGUGGUGCAUCCUCAGACAGCAGAAUGGCUUCCAUGGGCGCCCCAACAAGCCUGUGGAUACAUGCUACUCAUUCUGGGUGGGCGCAACACUAGAGCUUCUAGAUAUAUUUCAGUUCACUAAUUUUGAAAAGAACCGGAACUACAUCCUGUCCACUCAAGACAGCCUGGUGGGGGGCUUUGCCAAAUGGCCGGACAGUCACCCAGACCCUCUGCACACGUACUUCGGCAUCUGUGGCCUGAGCCUGAUAGGCGAGCCUAACCUGCGUAAAGUGCACCCAGCCCUCAACGUCAGCGACAGGGCCUUCGAGUACCUGCAGCGGCUGCAUCAGACGUGGAGAGAAAGCUGCACAUGACAGCAUGCCCUCCCACAACCCCCCCCCCCCCCCUGUCUACAUCAAGACCACAGCAGCCUACAAGCCAUGUGCAGCCCCCCGGCAAGUCCAGCCUCGCCUCUCUGAAGCCCAGCCUCAUUCACCUUAGCAAUAGAAACUGACCGGACCACGGACUGCCACCCGAAAAGGAGGGCAGGGAGGAAGGACGUGAUGAAUAAGUUAUACAGUCCGGCAUGAUUAAUUAUUAAAAGUGAAACUUAGAGUUGCUGCUUGGCCUGUGCUGACCGUAUGUUUGGGUGGUCUACACAUGAACAAGAUUUGUUUCUCCCUGAUGCGUUGUUUAUUUUCUGGGUUAGACAUUGAGAAGCAUUGUGAAACAUUUGGUUAGGGCCAUACAACUUUAUCUCUAACUCACUUUCUUCUUCUGCCUUGGAUCAGUGUUUUGUUAACCACCAAGUUUUUUUUUUUUUUCAUUUCUAUACAUAAGAGCAAUCUAGCGAUGUUGAAAAUGUACAAACCACGUUUUCGGAAAAGUACGGACGUUUUGUAAAAUGCAAUAAAAACAAGAAUCUGUGAUGUGUUACUUCUCUUGAACCUUUAUUUAACCGGCAAAAGUACAAAGAAAAGAUUUCCAGUUUGUGCACUGACCAACUUGUGUUGUCUAAAUGUAAACAAGAAUUAGAAUUGAAUUACUGCAAGAAAUUUGGGACAGAGGCAUGUUUACCAGUGUUACAUCACCUUUGCCUUUUAAUUACACUUUUUGAUCUUUUCAGAGCUGAGGAUACUAAUUGCAGUUUUGCACGAGGAAUUUUCGCCCAUCGUUGUUUCAUACAAGACUUCAGCUGCUCAACGGUCCGUGGUUGUCGUUGUCCGAUUCUCUUCUUAAUGAUGAACCGUACAUUUUCAGUAGGAGACAGAUCUGGACUCCAGGCUGACCAGUCAAACACAUGCACUUUGUGUCUACAAAGCCACGCUGUUGUGGCAUGUGCAGAAUGAGGCCUGGCCUUGUCUUGCUAAAAUAACCCUGAAUUUCCUGGGAAAGGAGGUCAUCUUGAUGGCAUCGUAUGUUUGUCUGAAAUCCUUUUAUAUGCCUCCAUGUCAGUGGUACUUUCGCACAUAUGCAUGUCACCCAUGCUGUGGGCACAAGCUUUUACGCCAUGUGAGAAGCACAGGCCCGGAGAAUUCAGCUGCAUUUCUGCAUAGAAUUGAUGUGUGACUUUCUCUGUGUUCUUUUUGAUGCAGUGGCAGAGCCCAUGUGGUUAUAUUUAACACAGUAGUGUGAUGGGUUCUCAGGCAAAGCUGUCUGAAGGCUUGAAGGUCCCAUAUAUACAACAGUACCCUCUGGCCUUGCCCUACCCCAGCAUGCCAAACUGGGGACCUUCUGGGCCGUAGUUCUUCACAUAUUAGCAUUUACCCUGAUCUUGCGCUUUGAAUUCAGUUCAUAAAGGCCUUGAUAAUUAGCUGAUGAGUUGAAUCAGGUGUGUUUUUAAUGAGGCAGCGUGCUGAAGUCUGCAGUGUUUAUGCCUGUGAGGACUGGAGCUUGACACACGUGCCCUACAGAAACUGAGAUUUCUUUGAAUUCCCUGAGCAGUAUGUACAGUAGUCUUCUUCUUUUGGCUGCUCCCUUUAGGGGUCGCCACAGCAGAUCUUCUGCCUCCAUCUUGCCCUAUCCACUGCCUCCUCAACUUUCACACCAACCAUCUCCAUGUGCACCUUCCCUACAUCCAUAAACCUUCUCUGAGGUCUACCUCUUCUCCUUCUACCCAGCAGCUCCAUCUCCAGCAUUCUUUGACCAAUAUGUACCGUAGAUGGUGAAGGACCUAAAUUCUUUGCACCCUUGCAUUGAAAAUGUUUUUUUUUUUUUUACUUUGAUCAUUCUCUCACAAAGUGUGGCGCAAAGUGGUGAGCCACAACCCAGCUUGCAAAGUUUUUAAAACUGCAAUUUGAAUAUUCUAUAAACCUUUCGCUCUUAUUUUGCUUCUGUCCCAACUUUUUUGAGUGUGUGGCAGGCAUCAAAUUCAAAAUUUGCUUGUAUUUAUAAAAUACAAAUUGAUCACCCAGAACAUUGCAGUGUCUUUGUACUUUUGUCAAUCAAGUGAAGGUUCAAGACAAUUAAAAAUGCAUCUAACAUUUAACAAAAUGUCUGAACUUUUCUGGAAAUUGGGUUUGAAGAUUAAAAUAUCUGUUCCGUGCAAAGUCUCCUUUAAAAUAUUCUAAUGAGUUUUCUUUAAGAUUCCUGUAAAAUAUUCCUUUUGUCACUCUGUAUGUGUUGUAUCAUUUGAUAUCUUUUUCAAAGCAAAAGCUGAUUAUUUUAGUAGUUGUUUUACUGAAACAGGCCGUGUAGUCAGAAGACUUUCUCAUUGAAUGUGCCUCAGAUAUGUAAGUGUGCACCCAACUUUAGAACAAACUUCUUUUCACUCUUUGCCUGUGUUGCUGCAAAUUGACGUCUCAAGAAGACACUUGAAUGUUCGCUUCAUCGAGGUUGAGGGGGAAAAAAAAUAUUUUUUCUAUAAAUAUACGGAAAUCAAUGUCAAAGGGAUGUCAGUGAUGGCACUCACCUUUUUAUUGUUAUGAAGUGCUAAUACUGUAAAUUGCAGUUCCAGUGAGUGUUAAUGAAUUAUUGAAUAGCAUAUUCUCAUGUCAGAUAAGUAAACAGUUCUAACUGCUGGUGAGGCAGUGCGUAUUUAAUUGAGAAUAAAAUGAAAUUUUGAAUUUC